AUGUCCACGCCGCCGCCGACGACCAUCCCCGACGAGCUCCUGGAGGAGAUCUUCCUCCGCCUGCCCACGUCGGACGCGGUCGCGCGCGCCUCCGCCGCCUGCACAUCCUUCCGCCGCGUCAUCAAAGCCCGCGCCUUCCGCCGCCGCUUCCGCGCGCUGCACCGGCCUCCCCUCCUCGGCUUCAUGGACGCGGCCGGAUUCCACCCCGCCCAGGCUCCGCACCCCUCCGCUCCGCUCGCCGGCGCCCUCGCCCCCCGCGCCGCUGAUUUCUCCUUCGUCCCGGCCGUCGUUUCUUCUGCCUCCUACUUCGUGCCGCGGGGCGUCCAAGAAGACGACGGGGAAGGCCCCCGCUGGCGCCCUUGCGAUGUCCGCGACGGCCGCGUCCUCCUCGAUUGGAGAUCCCUCCGCCCCGGCCUCGAGGUCUCUGGAGUAAGCACCCUCAUGGGCUCCAGGGAACUCGUUAGACGCAAACUCUGUGUCCGCCCCAAAUGGUGCAACGCCGCCGACUUCCACCUCGCCGUCUGUGACCCCCUAUCCAGCAGAUACGUGCUGCUUCCAACAAUACCUCAGGACCUCGCCGCCCAGCCGCAGGAUCUCCUUUGGGAAUUCCUGCCCGUGCUUGCUCCCUGCACCGGCGACGACAGCGACGAAGAGCCCUUCAAGGUGAUAUGCAUAGCAAGAUACCGAACGAAGCUCGUCCUCUUUGUAUUCCCGUCCACAACUAGGCAAUGGUCUAUGGUCGAGUCCCCCAUUUCCCCUUCUUUGUACGACAUGUCCUCUUUUGACUAUGUGCGGGGCUCAUUCUACUGGAUAGAGCCUUAUGAUUUGAGUGACCAUUUGAUGGUGCUGGACACCCGCACUUUGAAGUUUUCCACUGUCGGCCUUCUCACCGGUUACCAUAUGGAGAUCAGAGGUCUGCCUGGCCAGAGCUUUGAUGAUCUUCGCCCAAAUGCUGUUGUGAUGGGCCGAGAAGGAACCCUUGAGAUGUUUUCUCUUGUCUGUCAACAAGGGGCCUUUGCUCUCUACCAUACCUCUCUGCAGAAUAAUUCAUAG
This is a messenger RNA of Triticum turgidum subsp. durum (durum wheat), 1053 nucleotides long. The record is from the annotation of a GenBank genome assembly. Lineage: Eukaryota; Viridiplantae; Streptophyta; Magnoliopsida; Poales; Poaceae.